AGGUGUGGCCUUAAAAAGAAAAAAAGAAAAAAGAAAAUACCUGGGAAAUCUACCUAUUCCUCCACCUCCCAAUCCAGUGUUCGGUCCUGUCUGGACGCGUGGCCUGAUCUCUGGCUGUCUUUGAUGCUGUAGAGGCUGGUGGUUGUCACUCUCUCUAGUUGACAGGUGAGGACUCAGAGGAAGUGAGGGAGGUUGCCUGCUCGAGGGCUGCUGACCAGCACCCGGCUCUGGGACGGGCGCCCUCCCCCCUCUGUUCUGCCCUUGGCAGCCUGGGUCAGUGGCCCUCAGCUCUGACGCGAGCUUCACGGUUCCCUCUUGUCUUGCAUUUCCUCCUUCUUUGGGAAGUGGUUGAGAUCAUGGCCUUUGGAACUAGACCUGCUUGGAUGUGACUCCUGGCGCCGUGGCCGUGGACGUGUGUGGGUCAAAUUGUGUUCCCCCCACAGAUACGCCAAAGUCCUAAUCCCCAGCACCUCUGAAAGCGACCUUAUUUGGAAAUAGGGUCAUAGCAGGUGUAUUUAGUUAAGAUGAGGUCAUGCUGGAGUAAGAUGGGCCCUAAUCCAGUAUGAAUGGUUGGCAUCCUUAUAAGAAGAUUGACCAUGCGGAGACGCAGAGGCUCCACCGAAGCAGAGGCGGAGGUUGGAGGCUGGCUGCAUCUGCAAGCCAGAGAAUACGGAGGAGUACCUGGAGCGAGAAGAGGAGCUUGGAAAAGCUGAGUGAGGAGUUGGAUCAGGUGGUUGAGAACUCAGAGCAGGCGGACGAGCGGGAAAAGGAGACGGUCAAAGGCCAGGGUCCAGGGAUCUUACCAGGCCUGGACAGCGAGUCCGCCUCCAGCAGCAUCCGAUUCAGCAAGGCCUGCCUGAAGAACGUCUUCUCGGUCCUGCUCAUCCUCAUCUACCUGCUGCUCAUGGCUGUGGCCGUCUUCCUGGUCUACCAGACCAUCACAGACUUCCGCGAGAAGCUCAAGCACCCCGUCAUGUCGGUAUCUUACAAGGAGGUGGAUCGCUACGACGCCCCAGGCAUUGCCCUGUACCCCGGUCAGGCCCAGCUGCUCAGCUGUAAGCACCACUACGAGGUCAUCCCUCCUCUGACGAGCCCCGGGCAGCCCGGGGACCUGAACUGCACCACCCGGACGAUCAACUACUCCGACCCCUUCUCCAACCACACCCUGAAAUCCGCCCUGGUGGUGCAGGGGCCCCGGGAGGUGAAGAAGCGGGAGCUGGUCUUCCUCCAGUUCCGCCUGAACCAGAGCAGCGAGGACUUCAGCGCCAUCGACUACCUCCUCUUCUCUUCCUUCCAGGAGUUCCUGCACAGCCCCGACAGGGUGGGCUUCAUGCAGGCCUGCGAGAGCGCCUAUUCCAGCUGGAAGUUCUCGGGGGGCUUCCGCACCUGGGUCAAGAUGUCCCUGGUGAAGACCAAGGAGGAGGACGGGCGCGAGGCCGUGGAGUUCCGGCAGGAGACCAGCGUGGUCAACUACAUCGACCAGAGGCCGGCGGCCGAGAAAAGUGCUCAGCUGUUUUUUGUGGUCUUCGAAUGGAAGGAUCCCUUCAUCCAGAAGGUCCAAGACAUAAUCACCGCCAAUCCUUGGAACACAAUCGCUCUUCUCUGUGGGGCCUUCUUGGCAUUAUUUAAAGCCGCAGAGUUUGCCAAACUGAGUGUGAAAUGGAUGAUCAAGAUUAGGAGGAGGUACCUUAAGAAGAGAGGUCAGGCGACGAACCACAUAAGCUGACGCCGCCUGUGCUGUUCAUAGAACUGCCCGAGUUACUGGAAGUUGUCGUGACUUCGGCUUCGGGGAAGCUGCCAGCAGUCGGGUACUCACUUGAAGAAACACUGCAGCUUCUCACCCGGCCCCCGAAGAGACUGUCUAGAGCCCAGUGACCCAGGUCCCGUGGAUGACCUAACCUUAUUUAAAUAUUUAAAUUAUUAAUGAACAUGUCUCAGCAUCUCAUGAAUAGUGCUUGUAGAAGGUGGAAUUAGAUAUAACCCAGUUUUCUGAAGGUUUGUGGAAGCGGCCUCCUUUCUUAUUUUGGUAUAGAGUUAAGGUCUAACAGGAUAAUUAAGGCUCUGACCUUAGGUUUUUCUCUCGAAGUUUUCAUUUUUUUGCUUUUUAGGGCCACCCCCACGGCACAUGGAGGUUCCCAGGCUAGGGGUCGAAUCGGA
Phacochoerus africanus (Common warthog) is the source of this 2157-nucleotide messenger RNA. RefSeq names its product proton activated chloride channel 1 (gene PACC1). Bases 563 to 1726 code for a protein of 387 amino acids. Gene Ontology annotation, cellular component: cell surface. The record is from RefSeq and is a predicted model, not a curated record. The transcript is spliced from 8 exons. NCBI's taxonomy places the organism in Eukaryota, Metazoa, Chordata, Mammalia, Artiodactyla, Suidae.